Messenger RNA from Trichomonas vaginalis G3, 1836 nucleotides. Its product is annotated as spectrin binding. NCBI's taxonomy places the organism in Eukaryota, Parabasalia, Trichomonadida, Trichomonadidae. The record is from RefSeq and is a predicted model, not a curated record. The transcript has a single exon. The coding region runs from base 1 to 1836 and encodes 611 amino acids. Gene Ontology annotation, molecular function: protein binding.
AUGGCUGAUCAAGACAUUCAUCCAACCAAUUAUAGCGAAUUGAGAGAUAACUACAAAUACUACAUCAAUUUAUAUAAUGCAUUGUAUCAGCUAAAAACCCAAAAUGUUGAAGAAUUAAAUUCGAUUUUUAAAUUAAUCAAAACAGAAUUGAUUGAUUCAAGGAAUUAUCACCCAGACUGUAUUAUGAAAGAUAUUUUAAACAUUAUUCCAUAUAAUAAUCGCUAUGCAAAGUCAUAUUUGACUCUUGCAAAACUCAUUUCCAAUGCUUAUAAUGUGAAACAGGUCCUAGGGAUUCUAAGUAUUUCCAAUUUCAUGUUUUAUAAAAAAUAUGGAAUUAAACUAUACAAAAUUGAUGAUUUUGAACAAAUUAAAUACGAAAAUAUCGAUAUUCAUACAGAAUAUACAAUUCACAGAGCAAUUAUGUAUAAUGACAUAGAAACAUUCAUUUCAUUCACAGAAAGAGAAGGAUUUGAUAAAGAUCAAAAACUUAAAAGCAAGUUAUAUCCAGGAACUUUUGAAGGAUAUUCAUUACUUGAAUUAUGUUGUUACCACGGAGCAGUUGAUUGUUUCAAGUUUUUGAGAACGAAAUUUAAAUCAGAAAUAACACAAAUAUGUCUACAACUCUCAUUUUUAGGAGAUAAUCAAGAGAUCAUGAGUGAAUGUUUGAAAUAUCAAAAACCUAAUGGAGUUUGUAUGAUGUAUGCAAUUAUUUCACACAACAUUGAUUUUGUUACAUUCUUGAUAAAUGAGUACAAAAUAGAUAUAGAUUUAGAUUAUUGUGGACUAUACAAUAAUCUUGAAUCCUUUUUAGUUUAUUUCGAUCAAACUCAUAAUUUUAACAAAUGCUUUGUUUUUUCGGCAAAAUUUAAUAUUUCUUCUCUUUGUGAAUAUUUCCUUUCAAAUGGUGCAAAUAUCAAUGAAAAAGAUAAAUAUGGAAGAACAGCUCUUCAUUAUGCAGCAUAUUUCAAUUGUAAAGAAACAGCUGAACUUCUUAUAUCACAUGGUGUAAAUAUCAAUGAAAAAGAUAUUGAUGGAGAAAAUGCUCUUCACUAUGCAGCAAGAAAUAAUUGUAAAGAAACUGCCGAAUUUCUUAUUUCACAUGGUGCAAAUAUCAUUGCAAAAAAUAAAAAUGGAAAAACCGCUUUUCAUGAAGCAGCUUAUUCCAAUAGUAUAGAAACAGCCGGACUUCUUAUUUCACAUGGUGUAAAUAUCAAUGAAAAAGAUAUUGAUGGAGAAACCACUCUUCAUGAAGCAGCGUAUUUUAAUCAUAAAGAAACAGCUGAACUUCUUAUUUCACAUGGUGCAAAUAUCAAUGAAAAAGAUAAAUAUGGAAAAACCUCUCUUCAUGAAGCAGCGUAUUUUAAUCAUAAGAAAAAAGCUGAACUUCUUAUUUCACAUGGUGCAAAUAUCAAUGAAAAAGAUAAAUAUGGAAAAACCUCUCUUCAUGAAGCAGCGCAUUUUAAUCAUAAAGAAAAAGCUGAACUUCUUAUUUCACAUGGUGCAAAUAUCAAUGAAAAAGAUAAAUAUGGAAAAACCUCUCUUCAUAUUGCAGCAGAAAAUAAUAGUAAAGAGAUCGCAGAGCUUCUUAUUUCACACGGUGCAAAUAUCAAUGAAAAAGAUAAAUAUGGAAAAACCUCUCUUCAUGAAGCAGCGCAUUUUAAUUGUAAAGAAAAAGCUGAACUUCUUAUUUCACAUGGUGCAAAUAUCAAUGCAACAGAUAAACAUGGAAAAACUCCUCUUUAUAUUGCAAAAGAAAAUAAGAAAAAAGAAAUGGCGGAACUUCUUAUUUCACAUGGCGCAAGUAUCGAUGGUCGGCCAUACUGUAGGUUAAUAUGA